AUGGCUUGCUCCAGCACAGAGCAGCUGUACAAUAGCCCGGGUCUGCGCCUCCCAGCCCCGCGGAUGCACACAGUCCGUGCUACAGCCUCCACACCACACGCGGGCCACAGCGGUCGGCGCCUCACCAGGCCCGUCGGCCCACCGGCAGGGGCUGCGCAGUCCCGGUCCCCGUGGCUGGCCCCAGGGCCUGGGUCGCGAGCCUCCCCGCCCCGCGCACCAGCCGAGGCCGCCCCGCCCGGGGCCGGCGGCACCCAACCGGAGCACUUGCUUAGAGAGACUAGCUUAGGAGGACAGAUGCAUGGACCGGAAGAGCUCCUUGCCUCGUCCCGUGGGGACAGUGAGAAGGUGUCUGGGGACCUUGGCAGGCUGCAGAUGGAGAGUGAGGUUGCCAAGGCGGAGGUCAGGGAGGUUCUGCAGGCCUUGGAGGAGCUGGCUGUUAACUACGAUCAGAAGAGCCAGGAGGUAGAGGACAAGAGUCUGCAGAACAAACUACUGGCUGAGGAACUGGCCAAGAAAAUGGCCCACCUGAUGCGUAUUGAGGCGGAGUUGUGUCGUCUACAGGAAGUGAGCGGUCAUCAGAGGAAACGCAUCGCUGAGGUUCUCAACGGCCUGAUGAGGGACCUUUCUGAGUUCAGCGCCAUCGUGGGCAACAAGGACAUCAAACUG
Molecule: messenger RNA, 666 nt
Organism: Salvelinus sp. IW2-2015
Lineage: Eukaryota; Metazoa; Chordata; Actinopteri; Salmoniformes; Salmonidae
Product: kinesin heavy chain-like
Exons: 3
Source: RefSeq, a predicted model, not a curated record